Messenger RNA from Carassius carassius (crucian carp), 2274 nucleotides. Its product is annotated as early estrogen-induced gene 1 protein-like. The record is from RefSeq and is a predicted model, not a curated record. NCBI's taxonomy places the organism in Eukaryota, Metazoa, Chordata, Actinopteri, Cypriniformes, Cyprinidae. Bases 652 to 1821 code for a protein of 389 amino acids. The transcript is spliced from 12 exons.
CAUGUUCUCCACACUCGCGCGAAAUCCUCCUGAUUACUCUCUACUUUAGAGAUUCUCCUUGACAGCACGAGCGUUUGUUCUGCCUCCGUUGAAACCGUGGUUUGUAUUUAUGGUGUUGAUGAGUGUCUCAAUAUAGUAUCAUAACCUACAUAUUAACAAACCUAAACGACACGUCUGCGCUCGGAAUGUCACGAUUUUUGUCGGCGUUAAAGUCUGAAGUACUGUUGCGUUCUUCUUGUGGAUGUAACGGAGUUGCAGACACUCUCUCGGUGAACUACUCGGCUGUAUUUAGGGAAAUCCACGCGUCCGUGGAGGCGGCGCUUACCGGAGUUCACUAAAGAGCUAACGUUAGACAGCUUCAGUCCCGAGCUUCAGUCCACCUUUGACUCAACGCCAAACAGUUGAUACGAUUUACAUCUAUUUACUAAUUCUGUUAUGGGUCGCUUUCUAAUUGGUUCCGUCCAGUGAUUUCUGUCCUGGCUGUCAUGUGAAAACUGUUCGCCGUCCCUCAUUCUUCAGAGAUGUUGAGCUUUCAAAGCACUUACAUUGAGAUUGAGAAGGACUUCCAAACACCAGAUUAAAAAACUGCAACAUCUCCCUGUCUUCCUCUACCUCUGUCUUCAGACAUCUAGAGUCCGGUCUCAAAAGAGUAUGGCGUUUUUAAUUAAAAAGAAGAAGUUCAAGUUUCAGAUACACUUCACCCUGGAGGAGCUAACGGCUGUGCCGUUUGUCAAUGGGAUGCUCUUCUGCAAAAUCAGACUGUUGGAUGGUGGAGACUUUUCCAUUUCUUCAUCCAGGCAGGAGGUUCAGGAGAACUGUGUUCGCUGGCGGAAAAAGUUCUCCUUUGUGUGUAAGAUGAGUGCCAGUCCUGCCACUGGGGUCUUGGACCCCUGCAUUUGCCGAGUGUCUGUGCGUAAGGAACUUAAAGGUGGAAAGGCUUUUUCAAAGCUGGGCUUUGCUGACCUCAACUUGGCGGAGUUUGCUGGUUCAGGCUCCACUGUUCGCUGCUGUAUACUAGAGGGCUACGACACCAAGAACACUCGGCAGGACAACUCCAUUCUCAAGGUUACUAUUGGUAUGACCCUUCUCUCUGGAGAUCCCUGCUUUAAAACGCCUGUGAGCACAGCUAAGACCAUUGCCAUGGCUGGUCAGGACCCCUCUCUGCAGCUGGACCGCAAGGGAGAGGGCACCGCUCACCACUCUGCACCGUCCCUCGGUGGCAGCACUCGCCGAUCAGUCAAGAGCAGACCCUGUGUGAACAACUCUGGAGGACUUCAGGAGGGAUUGGAGGAGAACCUGUCCAGUCCAGAUGAAGUGUUUCCCACGGGACACUCUCGCAACUCUAGCUUUGCCAGCCAACAGAGCAAAAUCUCAGGUGGGACUCAGGGCACGAUCAAAAGAGCGUCAGGCUACAGUACGGAGCACUCUCACUCCUCCAGCCUGACAGAUCUGUCCCAGCACAACACAUCAGGAGGGACGUCCACAACUAUUGAGAGCCCCGUAGAGCCAGAGAAAGAGGUGGUAAAACCAGAGAGACCACCGCGUCCUCCGCGACCUGCUCUGCCCCCAAACAGACCCUCAAGGAGAAAGACGGACUCUGUGGAGAACCAUCCCACAUGGGUGGACGACACGCGCAUUGAUGCAGAUGAUAUUGUGGAGAAGAUUGUGCAGAGUCAGAACUUUGCGGAUUUUAGCAACAUUGAAGACAGCAAUUUAACACUGUUCGUCAGUAGAGAUGGGACCACAGCAUUAAGUGGCAUUCAGCUUGUCAACAGGGUGUCUGCAGGUGUUUUUGAACCGGUGGUGAUUGAGAGCCAUUAGAUCUCUGAGGCCACAGCAGUCACUCUCUCAUACAGCCACUCUUUAUUUGUAAAUGAUGGCGAGAGCAGGACAGGGACUGGAUGUCAGAGUGGGCACCUGACUUCACAACUUGCUCCUCUUAUGGGCCUGACAUAUUACUCUCCUAUUACAAUUGUAACACCCUAAUCAUGCAUUACAUUUGCUGAAAAAACAGUGGUGGGUACGUUUAUUGUUCUAUGAUUAGGAAUGAAUUAAUCAUAAAUAUUUUACAGCGGAUUCUGAAAAUACAAAAUACUUGAAAUGAGGCAAGAUGGGAGCUUCAGUCUAACACUGUGAAAGAUGAGGGCAGUCCAAAGGUUUUAGAAAGGAAAUUCAGUUCUAUGUUAUAUUCAAAUUUUAGCAGCUUUUCAGAUAUCAUUUAAAGUUUUGAAGUGGAAUUAUUUAAUGUCUUAUAUUUCUUUUUGAUGCAUUUAC